Ipomoea nil (Japanese morning glory) is the source of this 468-nucleotide messenger RNA. RefSeq lists its product as uncharacterized. The record is from RefSeq and is a predicted model, not a curated record. The transcript has a single exon. The coding region runs from base 1 to 468 and encodes 155 amino acids. Lineage: Eukaryota; Viridiplantae; Streptophyta; Magnoliopsida; Solanales; Convolvulaceae.
AUGGCCAUUCCUGUUACACCCAUUAUUCAAUUAAUUGUUCCUGCCAAUUUUUCCAUCCGACUCACAACCUCAAAUUAUUGGGUUUGGCAAAAACCAAUCCAAUCGGCAUUGAUUGGUCUUGCCCUUGAAGGUUACAUCGAUGGCACGACAACGGCUCCAUCAAAAUAUGUUGAUGCUACUCAAACCACUUUGAAUCCAGCCUAUCUUGCUUGGUACAUGCAAGAUCUUGUUAUUUUGAAUGCCAUCCUCGGUAGUUGCACCGGCUCUAUUCAACCAACUAUCUCUUAUGCUUUGACAUCAAAAGCAGCUUGGGAUCGCUUGAAGGAAAGCUUUGCUAGCCCAUGUCGCACUCGGAUUGUUUCGCUAAAGUCAAAAUUAGCAUCCUGUAAUUUUGCAUAUUCUCAAUAUAAGAAUAUUGAUUUAGUUUCUGGCAACUGGAAUACUGGACUGACUAACUCAGAUACUUAA